Messenger RNA from Dermatophagoides pteronyssinus (European house dust mite), 1870 nucleotides. RefSeq names its product transcription factor cropped (gene crp). Gene Ontology annotation, cellular component: nucleus. Gene Ontology annotation, molecular function: protein dimerization activity; DNA-binding transcription factor activity, RNA polymerase II-specific; RNA polymerase II cis-regulatory region sequence-specific DNA binding. Gene Ontology annotation, biological process: regulation of transcription by RNA polymerase II. Lineage: Eukaryota; Metazoa; Arthropoda; Arachnida; Sarcoptiformes; Pyroglyphidae. The record is from RefSeq and is a predicted model, not a curated record.
GAUUAAGGUUGAUAAACAUUAAAAUUGCUUGAUUGAUAGAAAUCAUUGAUAAUUGAUAAUAAUAAUAAUUUGACAAUGUCAUCAAUGGAUGGAAUGGAACAUAAUAUGGAUGAAAAACGUGCAAAACGUGAAAUAGCUAAUUUAAAUGAACGACGUCGUAUGCAGAAUAUAAAUGCUGGUUUUCAUUCAUUACGAACAUUAUUACCUCAAAAACAUGACGGGGAAAAAUUAAGUAAAGCUGCCAUACUUCAACAUACGGCAACAUAUAUUUAUCAAUUAGAACAAGAGAUAAAUAAAUUGUUGUCACAAAAUUCUGAACUAAAAACAUUGGCCGGUGGAUCGGCAACCAAUGCAACUAAUACAAAUUCACCCGAUUGGAUGAAACGAUUACAAUCACAACCACCUGAUUGUCCAAGCUGUAAACGACGUAAAUAUGAAAAUAAUCAUCGAUUAGAUAUUGAUUCCAGUCCGAUUAAUGGUGAUGGAUCAUCAACCGAAUCAUCAUCCGAACAUGAAUUAAAUUCCAAUAAAUUUAAUCGUUCGAAAAGCAAACAAAAUGGUAAUUCACGAUUAUCAACAGAUGCAUCAGCACUUCGAAAACAGCUUUGUCGUAUUGAAAAAGAAUUGAAAGAUGAACGACGAUUACGAAUAAUGCUUCAAGAAGAAUUGCAAUAUCAAGGAAAAACAUUGAAUGGUAAUCGUCAAUAUAAUAAUAAUCCAUCUUCGGCAUUGGAUCAAAUGGCUGAUGAAGUAGAAGUAGCUAGCGAAUCAAUCGAAAUUGAAAUGCAAAGCUGUCCGGCUAGUCCUCCAGAUAUGGUCAUUGCUUCAAAUGAACAGGUGAUAACAGGCGGUACCACAAUUUAUCCAUCCGGCCAUUAUCAAUCACAACAAAUUGAAAUUGGCCAACAACAACAACAGCAACGUGUUCAAAAACAAAAUGCUAUUGCUUUGCCAAUUGAUGUUCCGUUUGUGGCACCACAUGAUGUUGACAGUCCAACCGAAUCAUCAAAUAAUAUCAACAAAAACACUUCGAAUGGUUCUGUUGUUGUUUUGGUAGAUUCUAAUGUUAUGCUUGUUGAAUCGAAUCGAAAUAUUAAAACCACUAAUGCUAAUUUAGCUUCCAAUUCAUCAACAACAAAUGCUGGUCAAAAAACGCAAAUAUUGCAAUUAGUCCCAAAUAAUUCCAGCUCUAAACAUGGUGGUCCAACAAUUUUAACUGCAAAACAUACAAAUUUAACUGUAGGCAACAAUUGUCAAUUAAUAACAAUCAAAAAAGAAUCAUCAAAUGAACAGGCUAAUACAUCAAGGCAAAAUUUAAAUACAAUUGUUGAAGCUAUUCGACAUGUAGAAGGUGGUUAUUUUAAUGAAAAUACAGAUAAAAAUAAUAAAAUGGCUAAUAGUGAAACAGAAGAUUCUUCUAAUCAAGUGGAUAUAAUGCUCAAAACCGAAAAUAAUAAUGAUAAUAAUAAUCAUUCGGAAUCGGCCAAACAAAAUGUUGUUGCUGCUGUUGUUGAAUCUUUACCAAAAUCUAAAACAAACGUUAUAUUGAAUAAUGCAAAGAUUGUAACUGUUUCCGGUGUUUCAAAUACAUCAACAUCACGUAUCUAUCAGACAAUAUCAACAGCCAAUUCAUCAUCAUCAUUAUCAUCAUCACCGUCAUCAAAUACAACAUCAACAACAACAACAACAACAAGACCUCAAAUCAUUCAAAUUCAACGACCAAAUGUUAUUGUGGCUAAUUCAGUUGAAAAUUAACGCGAAAAAUUAUCGUUUCUUUACAUACAAACACACACACAAUUCAUCAAAACGAAGAUUCUUUUUUGUUUCACUUUAUAAAAAAAACUGGACAUUUUUUUUCUCCCAUCAAAAC